AUGGAUCAUCAAGAGACUAGUGUGAAAAUGGAGGGAGUUGUUGCCGGUAGAAGCUUAAUUGAUUUAGUCUUCUCUUGGUCUAUGGAGGAUGUUCUCAACAGAAAUCUUUGCAAAAACCAGGUGACGAAAAUUCCUGAGACAUUUUCGACCGUGACGAGUUACAUGAAAACGUUCAUUCCUUCACUUGUUGAGGAAACACAUGCUGAUUUACUCUCAAGCAUAGAGACUCUGUCACAGGAACACCCGGGGCAUUGGUGUUGCACAGUUCACUCCCUUGCGAGUAAAAAGACCUCAACAGCUACUUGUGAAAUUCUGGCUGUUAUAACUUCUAAGGGUCAUAACCCUCCCAAGGACUUGUUUUACGAUAUUAUAAUUAAUGGCAAGGGAGAAGCUGAAAAUCAUGCAGGAAAAUAUGAGCCGCAGGCUGGAGAUAUUAUUGCCUUGACUGAUAUCAGACCAAAAUGCACUGAUCAUUUAAAAGGGCCCGGAGAUUCAUAUCUCAUUGCGUAUGUUCUUCGAGGCAGAGAUAAUCAGUUCUCAAUACUCUCAUCAAAGCCUAUCAAUAAAGGAAAAGAAAGACUUCUUGCUGUCUAUCUAAUCAACAUGACAACAAGCGUUCGCGUAUGGAGUGCUUUGAACUCAGAAAGGGCAAGCACAGGUUUAAUUAAGAAUGUGCUGCAGGGUGGGAACUCUUGUGCAAUUUGCAUUUCUAAAGAAAAAUGCUCCCCUGCCCUUUCUACUAAAUGGCCCUCAAUGUUCUCUGAUCUCAAUGAUUCCCAACAAGCUGCAGUUUUGAACUGUAUCAGUUUGAGUAAAUGUACUCACCAUAAUGCCAUCAACCUAAUAUGGGGUCCUCCUGGGACUGGAAAAACCGACACAGUUGCUAUGUCACUCUUUGCCCUCUUGAAGUUGAAGUGCAGAACGCUAACAUGUGCCCCAACGAAUAUUUCCGUGUUUCAAGUCACAGAGCGACUCCUGGGAUUGGUUAACCAGUCUCUUGAUUAUGGCAAGUAUGGAAUUGGAGAUUUAAUUCUAUUUGGGAAUGAAGAGCGAAUGAAGAUUGAUAAUUAUGAUGACCUUGUUGAGGUAUUUCUUGAUUAUCGUACUGAAAUUCUGGCCAAGUGCUUUGACCCUUUGACUGGAUGGAAACAUUGGUUGGAAUCAAUGAUAGGUUUGCUUGAGGAUCCAAAGGGAAAGCACUUGUUGUAUUUGAAAGAAAUAAGGAGAAGCAGAUACAAUUAG
Messenger RNA from Prunus avium (sweet cherry), 1242 nucleotides. Lineage: Eukaryota; Viridiplantae; Streptophyta; Magnoliopsida; Rosales; Rosaceae. The record is from RefSeq and is a predicted model, not a curated record.